Tuber melanosporum (Perigord truffle) is the source of this 1584-nucleotide messenger RNA. RefSeq lists its product as uncharacterized. Bases 306 to 872 code for a protein of 188 amino acids. The transcript is spliced from 2 exons. Lineage: Eukaryota; Fungi; Ascomycota; Pezizomycetes; Pezizales; Tuberaceae. The record is from RefSeq and is a predicted model, not a curated record.
GUGGUAUCAUAACUGAAGCUCCAAACGGGACAGAAGGGACAGGGCUAGUCAGACAUGGGCUCUUCGGGGGUGGUGAUUGCCGUAAGCAUAGCGUGGCUAGGAGGAGGGGAGGACAAGUGGUCCCCGCGAGGGGUUUGUUAUAAAGUAGCCCCCCUAUCACCACUUUCUCGUGGUCUUUCACAUACCCUUUCACUCCUCUACACACUCGCUAUCAGCGGUAUCUUUUUUCUUGUCAAUCCUAUCUACCUAACUUUCCUACCCAUCAACACUCACUCCAAUUCGUUCAAAAUUCCACCACUCCAAUCAUGCAAUUCAGAUUUCUCAUCGUUGCUUUAUUGACCGCUAGCGUUGCUCAUGCCGCCGAUCUCAUCGACAUCAAUAACGAGGUUACAUCCCGCGCCGGCGCUGCCACCAGCGUAAUUGGUGAUGUCAACUCGGGCCUCAGCCGGGUCACCGGGGCACCCUCGUCCAUCCGUUCAUCCAUUGGCUCCCGCGUCUCCAGCCUGGUAGGAGACAUCACCAACAUCGCGUCAAUUGCCUCGAAGGCCCAAAGCGAACUGAGCAAGUUCCAGACCUACAGCGGGUACUCCUCCAUCGCAUCCGGCUUCCAGAGUGCCAUCACCGCAGGCCCCGCCGCCGCUAGCAGUUACAUCGCCAAUCUCCCGUCCAAUGUUGACUCCUCUGCUCGCUCUGCACUCGCUUCCGCUCUGAGUGGUGCUGCGGCCGAGGUCGCGUCCAGCGGUACCGAAUCAUCCCCCAGCAAAACCGGGUCGGCUUCUGCCACCACCUCUCCCAAUGCCGCCGGGAAGAAUACCCUCGUCGGAAGUGUUCUUGGUGCUGCGGGUGUCCUUGCUGUUGCUUUGGCUUUAUAAAAGAAAAACGCGGGUAAAUAAAAUUACGUGGGCGGUAUAAUAGCAAGGACUCGGUUAUCAUCGAUUGGGACUUAGUCUUUCUUUUGUGUCCCUUCUUUCAUUGUUGUUUUUAUAAAAGGUUUUAACUCAAUCGCUCUCUGAUAGAGCAAUACAAUAUUCGUCUUUCUUCCCCCCCAAGAUACCGUACCAUUCGAAGUGCUCAACGGUCCGCGACGUGAUUGGCGUUCCAGUUCAUGGCGUGCGAUCAUCGAUCUCUGGCUGAAAAAAAGCAAAGCGAUGAAAAAAGAAAGCGCAAGCCCAGCAAUUUGACGUGUUUCUAGGGGGUAACGGGAUCUUUGCACAAGUAAAGCUAGUCUGUUUUGCCCGCUGACCAAGUGCUUGUAUUCGGGGGGGUCAUUAAAUAAUCGGAAACUCGGGAUGAUUUGUUCGGAGGAUUACCUUGUCCUGCAAGUGAUCCAACCUUACAGAUAUUCGGGAGCUCAGACCAGCCGUUUUGAGGCUACCGUGCUCGUACACUCACUAGAAGCCGCAAGUGAGAAUUUACUCGUAGAGCCUACCGUAUAUAAGUGGAGGGAAUUUUCAUUCUCGCAACAAACCCGUAGAAAAUCGAGUUAUUUUCGGCUCUGGCUUACGCCUUCCAUUUGUCGUUGCCGUGUUCUCGGGAUAUUCUUCGUAGCCAAUCCAGAGUCGACAAUUCCCGGAAAUAAUUGAA